Symsagittifera roscoffensis is the source of this 1478-nucleotide messenger RNA. RefSeq names its product probable tRNA N6-adenosine threonylcarbamoyltransferase. Gene Ontology annotation, biological process: tRNA threonylcarbamoyladenosine modification. The transcript is spliced from 5 exons. The coding region runs from base 183 to 1190 and encodes 335 amino acids. The record is from RefSeq and is a predicted model, not a curated record. Lineage: Eukaryota; Metazoa; Xenacoelomorpha; Acoela; Convolutidae. Gene Ontology annotation, cellular component: EKC/KEOPS complex; cytoplasm.
GCUGUUGAGAAUGAACAAAAUCAGUUUAUUAUGUGCGAAAAAGUGGUGUUUUUUCAGACAAAUAUCUGCUGUGAACUGUAACUUGAUAUUACAACUGCCUUGACCAUUUAUCUAGUUUGAUCUCAGAUUCUUUUGCCGUUGAUUUGAAAUUAUUUGCUGAAACGUUUUCUAUUGGCGCGACGAUGCCCACUAUUAUCGGAUUUGAAGGCAGUGCAAACAAAAUUGGUAUCGGAAUCAUCAGAGACGGAGAAGUGUUAUCGAAUCCUCGACACACAUACAUUACACCACCGGGAGAAGGAUUCAUUCCGAGAGAAACGGCGAGACACCACCAGCAAUGGAUAAUGCCUAUAUUGGAAGAGGCUUUGCAGAAAGCCGAGUUGUCGUUUGAUAAGAUAGACGCAAUUGCGUACACCAAAGGACCAGGCAUGGGGGGACCUCUAGUUACUGUUGCCGUUGUGGCUAGGACAUUGGCACAGAUCUUCAAUAUACCGAUCAUAGGUGUGAACCAUUGUGUGGGUCACAUAGAAAUGGGCCGUCUCAUCACAGGAGCAAACAAGCCGGUUAUUCUCUACGUAAGUGGCGGAAAUACUCAAGUGAUAGCGUAUUCGCAGAAUAGAUACCAGAUAUUCGGAGAGACAAUUGAUAUAGCUGUUGGUAACUGCCUGGACAGAUUUGCCCGAGUGCUGAAACUGUCUAAUGAUCCCAGUCCAGGCUACAACAUUGAGCAGAUGGCGAAACAAGGCAAGCAGUUGUUGGAGUUGCCUUACAUUGUGAAGGGCAUGGAUGUGUCAUUUUCAGGUCUGCUGAGUUUCAUUGAAGACAGGGCCAACAACUGGCUGAAAAGUGGAAAAUAUUCGAAGUCGGAUUUGUGCUUCUCUCUUCAGGAAACAGUGUUUGCUAUGCUCAUCGAAGUAACAGAGCGUGCGAUGGCCCAUUGCGGAGCUGGAGAUGUUCUGAUCGUAGGAGGAGUUGGCUGUAACCUCAGACUGCAGACAAUGAUGGGAGACAUGGCCAAAGAGAGAGGUGCACACUUAUAUGCCAUUGACGAAAGAUACUGUAUCGACAACGGAGCCAUGAUUGCACAGGCGGGUGCGGCCAUGUUUAGCAAGGGUAUCUCAACUCCACUUCAUAAAACAUGGUGUACUCAGAGAUACAGGACAGAUGCAGUGGAAGUCACGUGGGUCGACUGAACUUGCUUCACUUUCGAGCGUCUAUCUCAUUUAGACGGAAAGUCUGAGCACUUGUUCCGGCCUAGAAAAAGAAGUGACGGAAAGCUGCCUAUUAUGAAAUAUUUGCAGCUUUGCAAAAUUACAAACUUGCUCUUGUGUUCACGAGUAAACUGAAGUACCGAGAACAUCUGUCCAUGGGACAAUUUGGCUUCUUUUUUGCACAUUUUGGAAUUUACACGACUGAAGUUUAAGUUCUAAUAUAUGCAAUACAUGUACAUUAUAUUGUUUUCAAACAUGAAUUUUGUGUUA